AUCCCCAAUUCUCAACCCUAAUUGAUCGGAGUUUGUCCAAAUCUCUGCCAUUUUUUUGCCAAAUCCGAAGCAUUCCUAUCUUCUCCGUUUUCUUCGCAGACUCGCAUCUCAGUUGUAGAUUGUACCUUAGGCUUUUUCUAUUCGUUUGUAUUUUUCAAGUUACUGAUUGAUGUAAUGCUCUGGUUCUCUCUAGCCAGGAUUUGUUGUUAUUGCAAUCGAUUUUGCCAAUUAAGCUAGUUUUAGGGCAAUUUUGCGUUCCCUUUUUUUUCCGAAUCCUGUAUUUGUAUAAUUCUUGAGAUGGAGAAUUCGCGUAGACCUUUCGAUAGAUCCAGAGAUCCAGGUCCGUUGAAGAAACCCAGGCUCAGCGAGGAAUUAAUCCGGCCUGUGAAUUCGAACGCACGGCAGUUUUCGUCGCAGAGAACGCUCGGUACAGCGGUGGCGGUACCACCGGCGUCGUCGAGGUUUCGAGUUGGCGGUGGCAGAGAAACGGAGAGCAGUAUCGCCAGUGAUCCGAGCCGGGAGGCGUACCAGCCACAGCCGGUUCAUCCACAUCACGAGCUCGUGAACCAGUAUAAGUCGGCACUAUCCGAGCUCACGUUCAACUCGAAGCCGAUAAUUACGAACCUUACGAUAAUUGCCGGAGAAAAUGUUCAUGCUGCUAAGGCCGUUGUAGCCACCAUUUGCAACAACAUCCUCGAGGUACCAAGUGAUCAGAAGCUGCCAACAUUGUACCUGUUGGACAGUAUUGUUAAGAACAUCGGAAGGGAUUACAUUAAGUACUUUGGUGCCAGGCUUCCUGAGGUAUUUGUUAAGGCUUACAGACAAGUUGACCCUCCUAUGCAUUCUAACAUGCGGCAUCUCUUUGGAACCUGGAAAGGAGUCUUUCAUCCGCAAACACUUCAGCUUAUUGAGAAAGAGCUUGGCUUCAAUGCUAGAAGUGAUGGCUCAGCAGCUGCUGUUGCCACAGGCAGAGCUGAUCCGCAAUCUCAGCGCCCACCACAUAGCAUCCAUGUGAAUCCCAAGUACCUAGAAAGGCAACGCCUUCAACAGCCGGGACGGCCAAAAGUGAUGGUUACUGAUGACCCUGAGAUCGCAUCCAGUUUGACUAGGGAUUCAGAUAGACUGGAGAGAGCUUCAAGCAUAGCAUCUGGAGGUUCAUGGGCAGGUCCAGCUAAAGUAAAUGCCAUUCGACGACCUCAGAGAGACUCACUUAGUGAACCCCUCUACGAGAAAGAUAUGGAGUCGAUAGCAGGGGAAUAUGAUUAUGCUUCUGAUCUGCCGCAUAAUUCUAGAUCAGUGAUCAAGAAAGUUGGUUCAAGGGUUACUGAUGACGGGUGCGAGAAACAAUGGUACGAAGCUAUGAGCAGGGGUCCUGAUCUGAUGUCUGACCAGAGGGAUGGGAUUCAUAACAAAAGCAGAAUUUCCAACUACGCUACUGCGAGACAAGAAAGUUCGGAAUCAAGUGGUCCCAGUAGAAAUAUAGGUGUGUCUUAUGAUAGUUGGAAAAACUCUGAGGAAGAAGAGUUUAUGUGGGACAUGCACUCAAGGUUAUCCGAAACCGAUGUUGCCACUAUCAACCCAAAGAAUGAGCUUCAGGCACCAGAUGAAUCAGAGAGAUUGGAAUCUGAAAAUCAUCUCUUUAAACGACCAAGGUUUCCAGCUCACGACACGAGGUUUGAUCCGGCUAGCUCGACAAAUUCAUAUUCCAGCGAGCAAAAAGAUCCAAGUGUUCUUGGCCGCUGGACGUCUUCUCCUCGGUCAUUGCAUGAUUCAGAAGUUUUUCCUUCCGUUGGUCUAACCUCUAAUGCAGCUAGAAAGGGAAGUCAGCCUCAGUCUAGGGUUGCCAGCUCUGGAAUUUUGCCAAACUCAGGAUCUGUGUCAGAUAGACAGUCGCCUUUACAUGAUUCAACUUCUAAACAGAAUGUGACCAAGCAAGAUGUUAGAAGAGCUCACUCCCUCCCUCAGCGUGAUCCUAGGGCUUCCCGGUUUCCAGCGAAAUCUCAAAGUAUCCCGAGGGAUGACUCUGUACGGGCCCUUUCUUCAAGUAGUCAGUUUAAAAACACAAAUACGCUUGAACUACCUGAUGCAUCUCAGGUGGAAAAGUUUGACUCUAAGUUGACAGCUGAAGAUGUUCGAGGCCUUACUACAGGACAACCCAACAUGAGUGAUUUGCUGCAAGCUGUUAUGAAGAGUGGAAUCCUUUCUAAUAAUUCAACAUGUAGUGCGAUCAAGGAAGAGAGUUCUCAAAAUGAGGUUAACCCAAGGGCACUAACCCUGUCAGCAGCCUCUAAGCCUAAGACUUUGUCACCACCAUUGCCAAUUUCAGUCUCCGGUGACAAUUUAUUAGCUCGUUUAAAAGUUGAACAAUCCUCCGCACCACUUAGUUCAUGUGCAGUGUCUCUUCCCGGUGUUACAUCUGCACAGACAUCAAAAGAGAAUAGUAAGGCCUCAGAUCCUAUUUCGUUCCUCUUGAGCUCGUUAGUUUCAAAGGGCUUGAUAUCUGCUUCAAAGACGGAGCUGCCUUCUCUGGUACAAUGUGCGCUUCCUUCCAUACAGGACCAGAGUCCUGAUCAUUCUGCCAGUAGCUCUAUCUCUCUAUCUGUAGUUCCAUCAGAUGCUCAGCCAUUGGCUUUGGUGAAGAAGGAUCCAUCCACUACCCCUAAGGUAGCACCAGCAGAAACAGUGAAACCGGAACCCGAAAAUCUCAUAGGAUUGAAGUUUAGGGCAGACAAAAUCCGUGAACUUCACCCCUCGGUGAUUAGUAGUCUCUUUGAUGAUUUUCCGCAUCUCUGCAUCUCCUGCGGCAUUCGCCUUAAAGAAAAGGAAGAACUUGACAGGCACAUGGAGCUGCACAAUAACAAGCUUGAGUUAAGUGACACAAACAGUAGGGGUUGGUUUCCAAAGGCUGAAGACUGGAUUGCAGCAAAAGAUGGAGAGCUAGAACCUGAAUUUGAGGAAGUUCUGAGUGAAACUGAGAGUGCUAUUGAGGACGGUCCAGCUGUAGCUGCUGAUGAGAACCAAUGCGCAUGUAUAUUAUGUGGAGAAUUAUUUGAGGACUAUUACAGUCAAGAAAUGGAUCAAUGGAUGUUCAAAGGAGCUUCUUACAUGACCAUUCCUCCAGCCAACAGUGAUGUCAAUGGGCCGAUUGUCCAUGCAGGUUGCUUGGCCAAGAGUUCGUUGCCGAGCUUGGAAGUCGGGAAUGCAAUCAAGCAGGAAAUUAUUGAGUAACCUCUAUAUGAGGGCCAAGAAUAUUACUAUGUUGGAGGUAGCAAUGGCAUCACAGGGGAAACAGGUUUGUGAUUCCGCUGAGUCCUCAUGAUGCUAGUUUUGUAGAAAAGUGUCAAGCUUUGAGAUGUGAGGAAAAAAGAUGUGCAGUAUUUUUCUUUUGAAAAAAUUUACCAUGUAUGCUUCGUCUCUCCUUUUUCAUCUUUUAUACAAAAUACACAAAAGAGCAAAGAGGCCUUCCCAGUAUUGCACGUUCCACAUAUUCUAUGCCUUUCUUUCGUGUGUCACAAAAGAAUAUGCGAGCACUUGGGUUUCUUAUGUACACAGAUUUGUCAGGUUACGUAUCAUGAGCAUCCAAAGCAAACCAUGACCAUAUCUGUACCUUAGCAAUUACUAUUUCUGUUGAAAGAUUGUUUUAUCAUCUCAAUUUGAGUGUAGCUGUGGCUAUCAUGUGAAUCUUCAUAUAAUUGAAGUUGCCUUUAUCA
This is a messenger RNA of Thlaspi arvense, 3710 nucleotides long. The record is from the annotation of a GenBank genome assembly. NCBI's taxonomy places the organism in Eukaryota, Viridiplantae, Streptophyta, Magnoliopsida, Brassicales, Brassicaceae.